UCCCAUUGGCAGAUUCUAUUUCAUUUCGAAACCGUAUUUUUUACACUGUCCGUCCAGUCUUAAUUUUCUGCAUUCCUCGAGACACUGACUCACUGAGUCGAGUUUUUUUUCCCGGAAAAUUAGGAACCUGAGAAAAUCUCCGAUUCUCCGAGAAAAUCCGUGCAAUGGCGCUUAAUUUCUCAUAUCACCGUCAUCGCACAUGAACGUCCUCUUCGAUUUCGCUUCACUCUCUGCUAAUUGGAGUCCAGUUUGCAGGGAAUUCUUCCUUCCUUUUUCAGCAUCAACAAAUUUUCUUAUAGCAUAGAUUAGAACAUGACAGCUACGAAAAAAAUCAUGUAAUCAAUUCAAGGAGAUAUGUGAUCAGCUGAUCUUCAUUUCUCCAAGGUCUUGUGUUUUCUGAAAAGUCUUGGUUUGACUCUGAGACCUGGUUUCUGGAAAGAAACUUAGGAUAUACAUAUUUUAGGCUUCUAAUUCUUGUUUGCUACUUAGGUUCAGGCAUGAGGAAUCAGGAAGAAAAAAAAGAAUUUGAUCUUUUUGUGAUUUCCUAUUGAAUCUCUGAUGGAAAUCGGUUGAAUUUUGCUAUUGGUUUUGAGGUUCAUAACUUGUUUAUUUUUGAGCCAGCAAGGUUUUGAACCUGUAAAUUGAUAAUGGCUUGUGUGGCACUUCAUCCGGUGUGUGAAGAAUCUCUUAACUGUGGUGAAUUUACCAGCUGUUUCAGCCCUCAUUUGAGGGAGUCAAUUUUGAUUUACCUAACUGUUGGUGGAUCUGUGAUUCCUAUGCAUAUUAUGAAGACGGAUUCAAUUGCUUCAGUGAAGCUGAGAAUUCAAACCUUCAAGGGAUUUUUUGUUAAAAAGCAGAAACUGGUUUUUGAAGGGAAGGAAUUGGCUCGUAACAGAUCUUGUAUCCGUGAUUAUGGUGUUGGUGAUGGGAAUGUUUUGCACCUGGUGCUGAGGCUUUCUGAUCUCAAAGCUAUUACUGUUAGGACUAUGUGUGGAAAGGAGUUUGGGCUUUAUGUUGAGAAGAGUAGGAGUGUGGGCUAUGUGAAGCAGCAGAUUGCAAAAAAAGGGCAAGGGUUCUUGGAUCACAAGGAUCAAGAACUGAUAUGUGAGGGUGAGGAACUUGAAGACCAGAGACUUAUUGAAGAUAUCUGUAAGGACAAUGAUGCUGUUAUUCAUUUUUUGGUCAGAAAAUCAGAUGCCAAGGUAAGGACUAAACCAGUUGACAAGGAUUUUGAAUUAUCAAUUGAAGCAUCAUAUGUGCACAAUCUGGUACCAAAUUUACAUGCAGACCAGUUAGGGUCAGUCUCUGUAACAAAUGAGGUCCUGGAGAGGAGCCAAUUAACAAGAGAUUUUGUUCUGGAACCAAUUAUUAUGAAUUCCAACAUCAAAAUUCCACUGGUGAUCCAAGAGCUAAUUAAGAGCACUUCGGAGGGAUUAGAAAAAGGCUGUAAACCAAUUCAAUCUUCAGAGGGAUCAGGAGGAGCUUAUCUCAUGCAAGAUUCUUCUGGCUUGAAGUAUGUGUCUGUUUUCAAGCCCAUAGAUGAGGAGCCAAUGGCAAUAAAUAAUCCUCGAGGCCUACCUGUUUCUGAGGAUGGUGAAGGGCUAAAGAAAGGUACGCGAGUAGGGCAAGGUGCAUUGAGAGAAGUUGCGGCUUACAUUUUGGAUCAUCCUAGGAAAGGACCUCGCUCAUAUUAUAACAAUGAGGAGGGCGGAUUUGCUGGAGUUCCUCCUACAGUCAUGGUCAAAUGCCUUGAUAAAGGAUUUCAUAAUAUUGAAGAUUAUCAGAAUGAUUCAGCUAAUGUUAAAAUAGGAUCUCUUCAGAUGUUUAUGAGGAAUAUUGGAAGUUGUGAAGACAUGGGCCCUAGUGCUUUUCCAGUGGAAGAGGUACACAAGAUCUCUGUGCUGGAUAUCAGGUUGGUAAAUGCAGAUAGGCAUGCAGGGAACAUUUUGAUUGCCAGGGAUGGUGAAGACGGUCAAACUAUCCUCAUUCCAAUUGAUCAUGGCUAUUGCUUGCCUGAGAGUUUUGAAGACUGCACUUUUGACUGGUUAUACUGGCCACAAGCUAAGGAGCCUUACUCUCCUGACACCAUUGAUUACAUAAAAUCUCUGGAUGCUGAAGAAGAUAUAAAGCUUUUGAAGUUUCAUGGAUGGGACCUUCCUCCUAAAUGUGCCCAGAUCCUUCGUAUAUCAACCAUGCUUCUUCAGAAAGGUGCAGAGAGAGGACUCACUCCUUUCGCCUUAGGAAGCAUCAUGUGUAGAGAAACACUGAAGAAAAAAUCUGUCAUUGAGCAGAUUGUUGAGGAAGCAGAGGAAGCGGCAUUUCCUGGAGCAAGUGAAGCUGCAUUUCUUGAUCUGGUUUCAGUGGUCAUGGAUAGUCAUUUGGAUGAGCUAUUCCCGUGACUGAAUAUACAUAAUUCACAUACUUAUUACUACUAUUUUGAUAAUACAGUGAUAAAGUGGUCGUGCUUGUUUCGUCUUCAAAGAGGAUCCAUCAAACUCGUUUAGUAGACUGUGGUUAAAACUUCUGUAUUGACCAAUCAAGCAUUUGAUGCUUGUAUUGCAAAUAUCGACUUCUCUUAUAUAUAUAUCUCUUAUAACAUGGAAAUAUAUUGACCAGGAAUGUUUAUGGAGUCCUGUGCAAUAUUAUUCCUCUUAUGUUCUUUGGUGAAUAUAAAAUUGUUUGAAUAAAGUUGUACUUAUCAUAGAAAAAAGGAAACAAAUUCUGCCA
Messenger RNA from Glycine soja, 2727 nucleotides. Its product is annotated as phosphatidylinositol 4-kinase gamma 3-like. Gene Ontology annotation, molecular function: protein binding. The transcript is spliced from 3 exons. Lineage: Eukaryota; Viridiplantae; Streptophyta; Magnoliopsida; Fabales; Fabaceae. The record is from RefSeq and is a predicted model, not a curated record. The coding region runs from base 648 to 2399 and encodes 583 amino acids.